This is a messenger RNA of Conger conger (European conger), 8262 nucleotides long. Its product is annotated as fibronectin-like. Gene Ontology annotation, molecular function: protein binding. The transcript is spliced from 44 exons. Lineage: Eukaryota; Metazoa; Chordata; Actinopteri; Anguilliformes; Congridae. The coding region runs from base 214 to 7377 and encodes 2387 amino acids. Gene Ontology annotation, cellular component: extracellular region. The record is from RefSeq and is a predicted model, not a curated record.
UCGCGCACAGCGCUCCUUCUAGUCAGACAGGCUGCGCGCGACGGGGGCCAGUUAGUCUGGAACGCAGCUGGACAUUUGAGAAGGACCAAACAAUACAGCCUCCGCUAAAACAGAAAAACUGCGCCUUCUCUUUUCAUAUACACAUUUAAUGUAUAGGCUACACAAGCCCAAAGGAUAAAGCACCCCACAACGGACUUUCCUUAAUAUCUCAAAAUGACCAGUAGCCCAUUAACAGGGUUACUAGUUGCGCUCUGCAUCUGGAGCGGGGUCCGCUGUAUGCCGAAGGUCCCGGGCAGAGGCAAACGCCAGGCUCAGCACCAAAUUUACCCUCAUAUCGACGAAGCAUCAUCUGUCCAACGAAUUCAAGACGGCUGCAUUGACAACGGUCGGUAUUAUACAGUGAAUGACCAGUGGGAGCGGUCCUAUCUGGGCGGCACGCUAAUCUGCACUUGUCUUGGAGCCGCCGGAACUAAAUGUAAAACAAAACCUGAAGCCGAGGAGACUUGCUAUGAUAAAAUAAACGCGCGAUCGUAUCGGGUGGGGGAAACCUAUGAGCGCCCCAAGGAAGGGAUGAUCUGGGACUGCACGUGUAUCGGCUCCGGGCGGGGUAAAAUCAGCUGCACGAUUGCAAACCGCUGUCACGAGGGAGGCCAGUCCUAUAAGAUCGGGGACACCUGGAGGAGACCGCACGACACCGGAAGUUAUAUGCUGGAGUGCGUCUGCUUGGGCAACGGCAAAGGAGAGUGGACGUGCAAGCCCGUGGCGGAGCGUUGCUAUGACAACACAGCGGGCAUGUCCUACGUGGUGGGCGAGAUCUGGGAGAAGCCGUACCAGGGCUGGAUGAUGGUGGACUGCACCUGCCUGGGGGAGGGAAGUGGCCGUAUCACCUGCACGUCCAGAAACCGCUGUAACGACCAAGACACGCGGACCUCGUACCGCAUCGGAGACACCUGGAGCAAGGCGGACGCGCUGGGGAACAUCCUGCAGUGCCUGUGCACGGGGAACGGGCGCGGAGAGUGGAAGUGUGAGAGACACGCAUCCCAGCACACCAGCAGCGUGGGCACUGGGUCUCGCCUUGGGACCAGCAUCCAGCCGGCAGUGUACCAGCCCCUGCCACACCCUGAGCCCCCCACGGAGGGGGCCUGUCGGACGGACUCGGGCGUGUACUACCACCUGGGCAUGCGCUGGAUCCGCGCGCAGGGCAGCAAGCAGAUGCUGUGCACCUGCCUGGGCAACGGAGUCAGCUGCGAGGAGUGGGACGGACACACGCAGGUGUAUGGAGGGACCUCCAAUGGAAAGCCCUGCGUUUUCCCCUUCGUCUCCCAGGGAAAGACCUACUACUCCUGCACCUCAGAGGGCCGCAGCGACGGACUGCUCUGGUGCAGCACCACCUCCAACCACGACGCUGAGCGGCAAUCCUCCUUCUGCACCACCAAGAACGCAGUGCUCGUGACGACCAGAGGAGGCAACUCCAACGGAGCACUGUGCCAGUUCCCCUUCCUGUACAACAGCCGCAACUACACAGAGUGCACCUCGGACGGGCGGAGCGACGGCAUGAAGUGGUGCGGCACCACCACCAACUACGACAGCGAGAAGCGCUUCGGCUUCUGCCCCAUGGCCGCUCAUGAGGAGGUGUGCACGACCAGCGAGGGCAUCAUGUACCGCGUGGGCGACCAGUGGGACAAGCGGCACGACAUGCUGGGUCACAUGAUGCGCUGCACCUGCAUGGGGAACGGGCGGGGCGAGUGGACCUGCAUCGCCUACUCCCAGCUGAAAGACCAGUGCAUUGUGGACGGGCUGACCUAUGAGGUGAACCACACCUUCACUAAACGGCACGAGGAGGGCUACAUGAUGAACUGCACUUGCUAUGGCCAGGGUCGGGGCCGCUGGAAGUGUGAUGCCAUUGACCAGUGCCAGGAGCCGGAGAACAAACAGUUCUACCAGAUCGGAGAGUCCUGGGACAAGCACAUCCAUGGCAUCCGCUACAGGUGCCAGUGCUAUGGCAACGGCAUCGGAGAACUCAGCUGUGAGCCACAGAACUACCCGGGUGGACACCGCCCAGUCCAGGUGAUCAUCACAGAGACAGGGAACCAGGCAAACUCCCACCCCAUCCAGUGGAACACACCGCCCUCCACCCACAUCAUCCAGUACUCCCUCAAGUGGAGAUUGAAAAACAGCCACCAAGCAUGGAUUGAGGUCGUCCUCCCCGGCCACUUGAACUCCUACACCAUCGGCGGGCUCAAAUCAGGCGUCACCUACGAGGGCCAGCUGAUCAGCAUCCUGCGCUCCGGCACGCGUGAGGUCACCCGCUUUGACUUCACCACCAACGCCAACUCACUGACUGGGAUCAUCUCACAAGGAGAGACCACCCCACCCCCGGUCAUGGUAGACACUUCGGAAUCGGUGACGGAGAUCACUUCCAGCAGCUUCGUCAUCUCCUGGGUGUCGGCGUCAGGCACGGUGUCCGGGUUCCGGGUGGAGUACGAGCUGAGCGAGGAGGGCGCAACGGCCACUGUAGUGGACCUGCCCGGCACUUCUAACUCGGUCAACAUCAAAGAGCUGCUGCCCGGACGCAAGUACACUGUGAACGUCUACGAAGUGACGGACGAGGGGAAGAACCUCAUCCUCACCACCUCCCAGACCACAGCUCCUGAUGCCCCAAGCAAUGAAGUAGUGAAGGAGGUUGAAGAGAAGUCCAUAGUGAUCACCUGGUCCAAGCCCCUGGCACCAAUCACAGGUUACCGCGUGGUGUACACCCCGUCAAUAGAGGGCAGCAGCACGGAGCUCACCCUGCCCGACACGGCCACCUCCAUCACGCUGAGCGACCUACGGCCCGGCCUGCUGUACAACAUCAGCAUCUACGCCGUGGAGGAGAACCAGGAGAGCGAGCCCGUCUUCAUACAGGUCAACACCGCGGGAGACCCACUGCCCGAGCCAGCGGCAGCUCCAACAAACCUGCAGUUCUACGAAGUGACUGAUAACAAAAUCACCAUCACCUGGAACGGCCCCCCCAGCCAGGUGUCGGGGUACCGCGUGGUCUAUGGUCCCGUGGGCACCGGGGGCACCUCUGAGACGCAGAUCCGAAUGCCCGUCACCGGGAACGCCUACAUGGAAGUGACCCCCCUGCGGCCCGGAACCCUCUACCGCUUCUACAUUUACACGGUCCACGGGGGCGUGCAGAGCCCCCCUCUGGUGGGGGAGCAGGCCACCAAGCCGGACGCCCCCACGGGCCUAAUCGUCACCAACGUCACGGAUGAGACCGCCGGGCUCGUGUGGGGGGUCCCCAGUGCCACCAUCACAGGGUACCGCCUGUUCCUGACGGUGGAGGGCUCCAGCCCAAAGCAGUACCGGAUCCCCGCACCCCAGUCCCAGUACAUCCUGCAGGGCUUGCAGCCGGGCACAGAGCACACGGCCACCCUGCACUCUGAGGGAGACGGUGGGAUCAGCGAGGGGACCAGCGUCAUCUUCACCACUGCUAAGCCAAUAGGAGGCGCUCCUCGCUUCACCACUGAUGUCACUGACACCUCCAUCAUCAUCUCCUGGACCCCAGUGCCCACGCAUGGAUUCAAGCUGACAGUGAGGCCCAGCCAGGGUGGUGAGGCUCCCCGAGUCGUGACCUCUGAAUCAGGCAGCUUCUACAUCUCGGGCCUGACUCCCGGAGUGGAGUACACCUACUCCAUGCAGCCGGUCGUCAACGGGCAGAACCACGGGCCCUCCAUCACCCGCCACAUCACCACACGCCUGUCUCCUCCCACUGACCUUACCCUGGACUCGAACCCUGACACGGGAGAGGUCACAGUCAAUUGGAGGGAGACCGCAACACCUGACAUCACAGGAUACCGUGUGACAUGGACCCCAAGCAACGGGCAGCAGGGGAAUUCUCUGGAGGAGUUUGUGAAGGCGGGUCACACCUCCUGUGCCCUGGAGAACCUGACCCCGGGGGUGGAGUAUACGGUCAGCGUUAUCUCCGUGAAGGACGGCAUGGAGAGUGAGCCCGUCUCCACCAAGGUCACCCAAGAUGUGCCCCCGCUUACUGACCUCGAUUUUGUCGAGGUCACCAACACCACCAUCUCCGUGAGGUGGAUCCCGCUUAACUAUACGGCGGCUAACGUCACGGGCUACCGCGUCACGGUAACGGUGGCGGGGGAGAGCAUCCCCGUUUUCCAAGACGUGGUGGAGCCCACGACUGGGCAUUACACAGUGUACGGACUGAAGCCCGGCAUCGACUACGACUUCAGCAUCAUCACCAUCACUGAGGCGGGAGAGAGCAAACCCGCCACACACACCCAGCAAACUGCACUGGACUCACCCACCGGCAUGUCCUUCUCUGAGAUCUCCACAAACUCCUUCACCGUCCACUGGGUGGCGCCCCGCGCCCACAUCACCGGCUACAGGAUCCGUCACCAGCCGGCCAGCGGCGGCCGAUCCAGGGAGGAGAGGCUGCCCCCCUCCCGUACCCACUUCACCCUGACGGGCCUGUCGCCCAUGACCCAGUACAUCAUCCACAUCUAUGCCGUCAGUGGGGCCCUGGAGAGCUCGCCCCUCAUCGGCCAGCGAGCCACCAUUUCAGACGCCCCUACUGACCUGGAGGUAACCACCUCCACCCCCACCAGCAUCACUAUCCGCUGGGACGCCCCCCCUGUCACUGUCCGCUACUAUAGGAUCACCCACGGAGAGACAGGUGGACUGAGUCCCACAAAGGAGUUCACCAUCCCAGGCUCCCAGUCCAGCGCCACCAUCGAGAGCCUGCGGCCUGGCACUGACUACACCAUUACCGUGUACGCCGUCACAGGGAGGGGGGACAGCCCAGCCUCCAGCACCCCCAUCUACAUCACCUACAAAACAGACAUCGAGGCUCCGACAGACAUGAAGGUAACUGAUGUGAAGGACCGCACCAUAACGGUUCGUUGGACCCCUGCAAAAGGCCCCGUAACGGGAUACAGGGUCACCGGGGCCCCCAAAAAUGGCCAAGGUCCCACUUUCACCGAGGUGGUGGGCCCUGAUCAGACGGAGCUGACCUUCUCUGGCCUGAUGCCCACAGUGGAGUACCAGCUGAGUGUGUUUGCUCUGGGCCAGGAUGGGGAGAGCCCACCGCUGGUGGAGACUGCCGUUACCAAUGUGGACCACCCCAGAGACCUGACCUUCUCGGAAGUGGAGUCCACAUCCCUGCGGAUCUCGUGGGACGCCCCCGACGGGGCAGUGACGGCGUACAGGGUGCUGUACUCCAGCCCGGAGGACGGGGAGCGCGAGCUGUUCCCCGCCCCGCACCACACCCAGGAGACCACCCAGCUCCGGGGCCUGCGGCCUGGCACAGAAUACACCGUCAAGGUCAUCGCCCUCAACGGCCGCACCCCCAGCCCCCCACUGGUGGGGACCCAGGCCACAACCAUCCCUGCUCCCACACACCUGGAGUUCAGUCGGGUGGGCCCCACCGACGUCUACAUCUCCUGGCUUCCGCCCAACGCCCGUCUCACUGGCUACCGUGUGGUCAUCAACCCCAAGACCAAGUCCGGCCCCAGCAAAGAGUACAACCUGCCCCCCGCCACCACAGAGGUGGCUGUACCGGGACUCAUGGUAGCCACCACGUAUGUAGUGCAGGUCUAUGCCCUGAAGGGCUCUCUCACCAGCCGUCCUGUGCAAGGGGAGGUCACCACCAUAGACAACAUCAGCCCCCCUCGACGCGUACGCAUCACUGAAGUGACGGACGCCUCAAUCCAACUCACCUGGCGUUCCAAGACUGAGCCAUUCACCGGGUACCUCAUCGAAACCAAGCCUGUCACUGGCAGUCACGCCCCCAUCGAGACAACCAUCUCCCCGGAGCUUCGCUCAUACACCAUCACUGGACUGGAGCCCAGCACUUCGUACACCAUCCACAUUUACACCCUGAACGGAGCGAAUCGAAGCCCCCCGUUCACCCUCACCACCAGCACAGGAAAGCCGUUGGUGGAGGCUCCCACCAACAUCCGCUUCACCUCUCUGACCACUAGCACCAUCUCCUUUACCUGGCAGGCCCCUCGUACCCCCAUCACUGCGUACGCCGUCCGCUACGAGGAGACUGGGAAAACCCCUAAAGAGAUCACCCUUCCAGGCGCUGCCCACAGCACGACCCUCACUGGUUUAAAACCAGCCACUGAGUACAUCAUUAAGGUCUUUGCUGUGCAGAAUACCCACAGAAGCAUACCUCUUCUGGGCAAGGCCAAAACUCAACCAGGCACCUCCCUGCUGGUUCCCGAGCUCCCUUCUCAGUUCCGGCCAGGCCAAGGCAUCCUGGACGUGCCGGAGGACGUGGCCCCAGACAACCGGGUGCACGUGGCGGGCACCAACGGGCAGAACACAGUGGGCCAGGGGGGCCAGCACAUCUACACCGAGUACCAGAACCAGGGCAACCUGGGGCCGGGCCAGCCACUGCCGCCCCAGCUGCGCGAGCCCCAGGUGUACAUCCCGCUGUCCGGGCCGGACGGGGCGCGGGUGCCCGUGGUGCGCGUCAACGAGCGCUUCUUCCCGGGGGUACCCUUCAGCUUCCCCAACAACGACACCAAGCUGCCCCAGGAGGCCCUCACCAGGACCAGCAUCAGCUGGCAGCCGCAGCAGCACAGCAACGAGUACAUGGUGUCCUGCUACCCCCUCAACCCGCUCGACAACAAGGUCAUCCAGGCUCAGCUGCCUGGGACCUCGACUGGGGCUACACUCAUAGGUCUGACGUCAGGAGCAUCGUAUAGAGUGGUCGUCGAGAGUCUAAACGGAAACAGCAAGACUACAGUGCUGGAGAAGGUCAUCAACGUUGGGGACACAGUGUCCGAGGGCGUGGCCCCCCAGCAGGAUAUGUGCUAUGACACCUUCACCGGCUCAUACUACGCAGUGGGCGGGGAGUGGGAGCGCAUGUCCGACACAGGCUUCAAGCUCUGGUGCACCUGCCUGGGCCUGGGCAGCGGCCAUUUCCGCUGCGAUUCAUCCAAGUGGUGUCAUGACAACGGCAUUAACUACCGCAUCAGUGAGAAGUGGGAGCGGCCCGCUGAGAACGGUCACAUGAUGAGCUGCACCUGCCUGGGCAAUGGGAAGGGCGAAUUCAAGUGCGAGCCACAUGAGUCCACCUGCUAUGAUGAUGGGAAGACGUACCAGGUUGGGAACCAAUGGCAGAAAGAGUAUCUGGGAGCCAUCUGCACUUGCACCUGCUAUGGCGGACAGCAGGGUUGGCGCUGUGAGAACUGUCGGCGCCCAGGCGGAGACGUGAGCGUGGACCUCCUGCAGCCCGUUCGCACAGACGGGAUGGAUCGCUACAGGGACAACACACUGCGCAAAGUGAAUAUCCACUGCCCUAUCGAGUGCCUCAGACCGGAGCUACUUGCAGAUGCCGACACGCAAAACCCGAGGGAGUAAAUGGGACAACGAUCACUGAACACAACCCCACACCAUCCCAUCAUUCUUCCCUGGGUAGCCCUCACCUGAGACCAUCCCAGCACCCAAGCAUUCCCUUACCACACCCCAACCAUGCCCAGGUGGCCCCCAGCCCCCCAUCCCUCUGCAGCUCCACCUCAGGUGCUUCAGACAGGGCUUUCAUUGUGUGCGUGUCUGUCAUGUUGUCAGUUAAAAUUUUUCUGUUUUUCUUCCCUUUUUGACACACUGUAAAUAAAAGAAAUUAAGGAGCCCCCCCCCCAAGCCUGUGGAGGUUUGAGUUUGAGAGGUUCUUGCCCCACAGGGACCUCUGUAGGUGAGUGGUGGAGUUUGGGGGACCCCUGUGGGUGGGUGGUAGUGUAGUUUGGGGGGGGGACCCCUGUGUGUAUGAGCAUUCAGGGCCACCUCCCCUCCCAUAACUCCCAAACUCCUGUCUGAAACAGAGGCCCUGUGCCUGGCGGCAUUCAGAAAUAUAACAAUGAUACUUUUUUAAAACACUGUCUAGUGUUCUUUACAUUUCUCCAUACUUACUGUCUUCUUUACUUGCAUGAAGAAGCUGAGAAAUGAAGGUGUUUGUUUUUGCUUGUGCACAUGCAUACUGUGUGUUUUGUGCUCUGUGCUAUGUGCACUGGGCUCCUCUCAGAAAGAGUGAUUUCUGACCAUUGACACCCAGUUUUCUGCACUUAAUUCGGUUGUAAUUUUUCAGACCUUCAAAUAUUUUAUUUAAUCCCUUUUAACCAGGCAUUCAGUGUGAAAGCAACAUUUUGGGGUGUAAACUUUGUUUUUAUUUUUAUACUGUAGGUGAAAGCGUCUUUACUACUGUGGACAGAAAUCCCCUUUUUAAUAAAGUUCAACAAAGAACCAAAAUAA